AUGUCCCCCCACACUCAGACUCUCCACCCCUCGCUCCCCCUCGCAAUCCUCUUCAUCCUCAUCGCUUUAGCCUUCGCCCCGGCCUCCACCCAAGCGUACAACCCCUACAUCGGUUGUCGGUCCAUGUGUAAUGCGGCGUAUAUGAGUUGUAUGCAGGUGUAUGUGGGAGGUAGCCAGUCGGAAGAGGGUUCGAAAGGUUGUAUUCACGCUCAAUAUGCAUUCUAUCAUGCCUUCCCUUCACGACCGCUCUUAAUCCUUCCUCGCCCGCCUUCUCCUGCCAUCAAUCCUCCAGCCUCGAGAACAUCUGUGCCGCAGUCUAAUUACGCCCAAUCCACGAAAGAAUGA
Molecule: messenger RNA, 345 nt
Organism: Dioszegia hungarica
Lineage: Eukaryota; Fungi; Basidiomycota; Tremellomycetes; Tremellales; Bulleribasidiaceae
Exons: 2
Coding region: 1-345 (114 amino acids)
Source: RefSeq, a predicted model, not a curated record